Messenger RNA from Lacerta agilis (Sand lizard), 1903 nucleotides. It is a transcript of the gene MFAP3L, whose product is annotated as microfibril associated protein 3 like. Bases 537 to 1694 code for a protein of 385 amino acids. The record is from RefSeq and is a predicted model, not a curated record. The transcript has 3 exons. Lineage: Eukaryota; Metazoa; Chordata; Lepidosauria; Squamata; Lacertidae.
GAUAGUCGCAUUUUCACAGCAGCUUGGCUCGACCUCGAGCAUGCUCAGUGGCGCUCUGACCUACUUAUGCACGCCGAAGCCGGCGAGUUCUGGGGCUGCCGCUUCACUGCGCGAGGGAGCCGGCGACAGCGCUGCGGCUUUCGGGGGGAGGCGCGCGCGUGCGCGCGUGGAAUGCUGCAGCGUCCCGACGUUCCACAGUAGAACCUUCGUUGACACGCCGGCGUUCCAAAAUCGAACGCGUCGCCCGGCAAGCUACUGGAGGCGCAGCGGAGCUCGCAAGAAGGAUUGCGGUCCAGAAGCCGGGACGCCAGGAAGGAAGCCGCAGCUGCGAGCACUCCUGUAUCCGAUUCCCUUUGCCGUAUCGCCGGGCGCAGUGGCGGAGAGUAACGUCGGGACGGUGAUUUGCAGGGUAUUAUUUUCUUGGCUCUUAAAAUUUCAUGGAUCAAGGUUAAUAUUACCCGUGGCUUCUUCAGGACAGUGUACUACACGAUUCCUGGCCCAUCCUUAAACCUGCUCUGCAGUGCACAAGAAAACAGAUGAAUAUGUUCAGCCACCACCUCUUUUUGUCCUAUUGGACUACCCUACACCUUUCCAUCUUGCUAGCAGUCUUGACAGCUGCUGAAGAUGUCACGAACAGCACUUUAAACCACACUCAUAUGGUCUUAGGAUCUGUGCCUGUGGUCGUCUCCAGAAUUGAUCACAUUAUAGUCAAAGAAGGUUACAGUGCCUUGAUUGACUGCAACGUUCAAGGUCAUCCGGGGCCAGAGUACAAGUGGUACAACUCCAACGGCCAUUUGCUGAAGGAAGAUGGGAAUACAGCAGGGAAAUGGAUUUUUGACAACGGGCAAUUGAAUAUUACUAGUGUGUCAUUUGAGGAUCGAGGAAAAUACAUGUGCGUUGCUUCUAACAUCUAUGGCCAAGUGAAUAACACAGUGACUCUGAGGGUUGUCUUUACCUCUGGAGAUAUGGGGGUCUACUACAUGAUUGUAUGUCUUGUAGCAUUUACCAUUGUUUUGAUCUUAAACAUCACUCGGCUGUGCAUGAUGAGCAGCCACCUAAAGAAGACUGAGAAAGCGAUCAAUGAUUUCUUUCGGACGGAAGGGGCAGAAAAGCUGCAGAAGGCUUUUGAGAUUGCGAAACGCAUCCCAAUCAUCACAUCGGCAAAGACCCUUGAACUUGCCAAAGUCACGCAGUUCAAGACCAUGGAGUUUGCCCGCUACAUUGAAGAGCUGGCUAGGAGUGUGCCACUGCCCCCUCUCAUCAUGAACUGCAAGACUAUAAUGGGAGAAAUCAUGGAGGUGGUGGGGCUAGAGGAGCAGGGCCAUAACUCUGUAAGGCAGCCAGCUGUAGGACAAGAGACCGCUGAGCCGGAAGAGAUGUACAUGAUUCCCAACUCCUUAAAGCGUAGCAACUCUUUCACCGCUGACUCAGAUGCUUCUUCUCUGCACGAACCACCGCUGAAGAUUGCGAUAAAAGUGUCGGUCCACCCGUUGGCUAAAAAGGACUGGGUGGAUGACCAGUCACACGGCAGUAUACAAUUGGAAAUUAAAAAGGAGAAGGAAGAGGAAGAAAUUGUCCAAGCGCCAGAAGAAACUCCUGAGCUGACCUCAGAGCCUUCCAGCGAACCGAACCCUCCUGAGACAACUCUGGGAAACAACAUGGACGCAUGCACUGUUUACGAAAGCCAUGUAUGACACAAUCUUCAAAUCUAUGCAUAGCAAGAAUAUUAGGUGGAGCACUCUAUAAAACAGAAACAAAAAGGAUAAUGUUUUUUGCCAAUAAGCCUUACCUGAAGACUAUCAUAGCAAAAGCCUACAUGUAUGGAUUACUGGGCCCUUUCUUCCUGAGGGUUGAACCAGACAUUACAGCUGAAUACACACCAUAUGCUUAAAGCGCAUCUCCC